AUGGAGGGUUCUGCUGAAGGAUUUUCAUCAUCAAACACUCCCAGAUCUCCUCUAGUUCCAAAAUCAUCACGUUCAGGCUCAGGAGAAAACAAUGAGAACGAUGCAAGUCAAGACCAAAUGAUCUCCAAGUUGCAUAAUCCUAAGAAACCAGUAGCAAAAGCUGCAAAACGUUUUAUGUCACCCACUAUAUCAGCAUCUUCAAAGGUUGCGGUUCCAAGAAAGAAAAUUUUGGCUGAGAGGAAUGAAAAUUCAAGCUUUUCCGACACCCAAAUUUGGAAAGCUCCAGAUGUGGAUAUGAAAAAUGGUAUUGGCCACUAUGAUCUAUCCCCAUCUUGGUUUAUUCCAUCUAAAAAUUGUGGCCGUGUGUCAAAUGAUGAUGAUGUUGUUGCUGAUUCGUCUUUGAAGCCUUGUGACCCUUUGACGAAUUACCUCUCCCAGAGGCCUAAGUAUCUGCGGUAUGAUCCGAACAAACGACGUAUGAUCUUUCACCGCAAAGUAAGUGAGAACAGAGAGGGAAAAGAUGGUACAGGAAUUGGGGAAGAGGAAUCUUCAGCAGAUGCUCAAAAUUCCUUAGUUCAUGCUCAAGAAAACCUAGAGGAAGUAGAUGAGAAUACCGAUGAUGAUGAUGAUGUGGAGGAGGACGAGGAAGAGGAGGACAAAGAAGGUGGGGAGUAUGAGGAAAGAGGAUGGAGUUUGAGAGGAGUACUGAAAUUUCUUCUGACAUUUUAUGUCUGUUUUCUGUCAAAGACAUACAUAUAUUCUACGAACUCUUCUACACCGUCACCAAUUCAACAAGCCAUUUUGGGUUUCAAAGAUGACUAUUCUAUGAUUCAGAAGCAAAUACGUGAUGCCGCAUAUAUGGAAGUGUAUGGAGGUGGUUUCUUGCAAGUGGAAGAGAGAGAGAGUGGACUCGAGGUCCAUAACAUACAAGUGGAUGAUUUGGAAGCUGUGGACAGUAGUGAUGCAGAAAUGGUUGAAGAAGACGAGUUGGAUAUGGAGGAUAGGAAUACCGAAACUGCUGAAUCUCACUUUGAUUAUGAAGUGAGCAAGAAUAGUGAACCUUAUAAUGUACAAAUGGUUGAAGCCGAUAAUGUGGAAAAGGAGAAGGUCAAGACUAGUGAGGUAGAAUUGGUCAAAGUCGAUAAUGUGGAAAGAAUUGAUAGUGAGGCAGAAAUGGUUGGAAAUGACAAGUCGAAUAUGAAGGAUAGUAAUAUGGAGGCUGUUAAAUAUGACUGUGAUAAUGAGGUGGUUAAGACUGUUGAAUUUUCUGAAGGGAAAACUGCUCCAAAUGACGAUGCUGGUAGCUAUGAAUUGGUGACAGAAGUUGAGGGUUCUGACCAGUUGAAGAAGCGUGGCUCAUUCCACGAAGACCAGUCGCCACUGAAUACUGAAGGGGUGAAUCAGCCUGGUAUGGAACUUCAAGAAUCACAUGAGAUGCCUGUCAACUUGGUCGAUGAAGUUGAUGAAGAAUUUGAUUAUGGCGGUGAAACAGAGAAAGUUGGAUCUAAUAUCCUAGUUGUUGCUGGAGUUUCUACUAUCUCCAUAAUAUUGGCAUAA
Messenger RNA from Fraxinus pennsylvanica, 1557 nucleotides. NCBI's taxonomy places the organism in Eukaryota, Viridiplantae, Streptophyta, Magnoliopsida, Lamiales, Oleaceae. The record is from the annotation of a GenBank genome assembly.